This is a messenger RNA of Onthophagus taurus, 1996 nucleotides long. RefSeq names its product serine/threonine-protein kinase ULK3. Gene Ontology annotation, cellular component: phagophore assembly site membrane; cytoplasm; autophagosome. The record is from RefSeq and is a predicted model, not a curated record. Gene Ontology annotation, biological process: autophagosome assembly; protein autophosphorylation; peptidyl-serine phosphorylation. Gene Ontology annotation, molecular function: protein serine/threonine kinase activity; ATP binding. NCBI's taxonomy places the organism in Eukaryota, Metazoa, Arthropoda, Insecta, Coleoptera, Scarabaeidae.
UAAAAGUUGUUUCGAAACGUUCCAAACCUAACCUCAAAAUAUCUUGAAACAUUACUCGACUAUUUUGUCGACCGCGAAAACUUAAUGUUCCGAGUCUCUUGGUUAACCUUAAAUGUGGAUACAAUUUAAUUGAAGCUAAGGAAGAUUUGUUCAAUGUUAAUUAUGGAAACACCCCAUGUAGAUGGUUAUGAGCUUGGGCCGAAAGUUGGAGGCGGCAGUUUUUCGACCGUUUAUCGAGCAUUCCCAAAAGGCGAACAAAAGGCAAAGGAUGGAAACGAUGAAGUCGCAGUAAAAUGUAUUCAUCGGGAUAAAAGGGCUGGUAUCGAGAUAGCUGUUGCGGAAAUAAAAUUAAUGAAAAGUUUAAAUCAUCCGAACAUCGUUAGGUUUUAUGAUUUUGGUGGGGACUCAAAAUAUAUUUAUAUUAUAAUGGAGUAUUGUAACGAAGGUGAUUUGUCGAAAUUAAUAAAACAACGCUACAAACUAGUUGAAACGUUAGUACAAAUGUUGAUGCAACAUUUAGCUUUAGCGAUGAAGUACCUGAGGCAACAUAACCUUUGUCACAUGGAUUUAAAACCCCAAAAUUUGCUUUUAACCCGUAACCCUGGCUUAGCCUUGAAAGUCGCUGAUUUUGGAUUAUCGAGGAUUCUCUGUGAGAGCAAUUUAGAAAAGAGUCGUUUUGCAGGGUCAGUUCGUUACAUGGCCCCCGAAAAAUUAUUAAAUAUGAAAUAUGAUUCAAAAAUCGAUUUAUGGUCAGUCGGGGUGAUUAUGUUUGAAUGUUUAGUAGGUAGGACACCUUUUGGUAACUUAAAGAAUAAGGAAAUGUGCGAGUUUAUGAGCGCACAACGACCAAUGCCGAUUCCAGCAUCUGUUAAUGUUAGUCCUGUUUGUGAAAAUCUUUUAUAUAAAUUAUUAUGUUAUAAUCCUCAAGAACGCAUUGAUUUUGAGGCGUUUUUCGAGCACGAAUUUUUAAAUAUUAACUAUUGUCCGUGCGAAGAAAACUUUUCGAAAGUUCGUCAGUUAAUGAUGAAGUCUUUUGAAUUUGAAUCGGAGGGGAAACACAAAGAGGCAUUAUACGUAUGCCAAAAAGCAAUAUGCUACAUGGAAUGUUUCGUAAAUUUCGAACCAAAUAAAGUUCGUAAACAACUCCUUUUAAUAAAAUUAAACGAUUAUAAAGAAUAUGAAGAAAAACUUCGCAAUGCUGUUGCGAAUAAGACAACUAUGAUGAUCGGAGCUAAUAAUCAUUUUAACUCCUUACAAAUGACUUUUAGAGGGACACCUCAAGUUACAACCGCUGUCGAAAUCGGAAUGGCAGCUGAAAUGUAUUACUUAGAAGGCAAAAAAGAGAUUGCUUUAACGAAAUUUUUAUCCGCCCUUGAUAUAUUAAUGCCUUUGUUACAUACGGAACCAAACGGACCACGUAAAGAAAUUUUAUCUAAGCAAAUCACCAAAUGGUUAUCGUUCGCCGAAAAUUUAAAAAAUGGUGAUAAUUCUUAAAUAUUUUUUUAAUAAAUUUGCAAAGUUGCAAACCAACUCUAGUGAGAUUUUUCAGUUUAAAGAAGACUUCCUGUUUUAUUUUGUGAUGAUUAAGUUUCGUUUUUAUGUUUAAUACCGGUUGUAUGUUUAGUUUAAUGAACACUGUUAUUUAUGUUUAUUUAUAUAUGAAGAUAAAGGAAACUUAUAUAGUUUUAUUUUGUGAUGAAUCAAACUUUUAGUUUGAUUUGCAUUUUUUCUAGUAUAGUUAACAAAGUAAAAGAAGAUUUAUUUAUGUUUGUUUCAGUUCUGUUUUAAGUAGUUUACUUGUAAACUUUGUUUUAUAAAACAGAAACUUUUAGUUUGAUUUGCAUUUUUUCUAGUAUAGUUAACAAAGAAAAAGAAGAUUUAUUUAUGAUUAUUUCAGUUCUGUUUUAAGUUGUUUACUUGUAAUCUUUGUUUUAUAAAUCAGAAACUUUGAUUUAGAUUUAUUUUGUGAUGAUUUAAUAAAGGUUAUUUUUUAAAA